Messenger RNA from Ostreococcus lucimarinus CCE9901, 843 nucleotides. RefSeq lists its product with no specific name. The transcript has a single exon. Lineage: Eukaryota; Viridiplantae; Chlorophyta; Mamiellophyceae; Mamiellales; Bathycoccaceae. The record is from RefSeq and is a predicted model, not a curated record. Gene Ontology annotation, molecular function: protein kinase activity; ATP binding. Gene Ontology annotation, biological process: protein phosphorylation. The annotation marks the transcript as partial.
AUGAUCGACGACCGUUACGUCUUGCUCGCCAAGGUCGGUCGCGGCGCCACGGGCGAGGUGUACAAGGCGCGCGACGUCCGCACCGACGCAACCGUCGCGGUGAAACUCGUCGACCUGGAAGACGCCGAGGACGACGUCGCGGACAUCCAGCGCGAGAUAUCCACGCUCGCGCAGUGCGCGAGCCCGUACGUGACGAAAUAUCUCGCGAGCGCGCUGGUGCGAGGGACGAGCAAGCUGGCGAUCGUGAUGGAGUACAUGGCGGGAGGGAGCGCGCGACACCUCGCGGACGAGGCGGCGAAAGGAGAGGGCGAGACGACGGCGAUCGAGGACGAAGCGAAGGUUGGAUUGGAAGAGGGAGAGAUAUCGUACAUCACCAGGGACGUGCUGCGGGCGUUGGAGUACUUGCACGAGGAGGGGAAGAUUCAUCGAGACGUGAAGGCGGCGAACGUGUUGCUGACGGAGGGCGGCGAGGCGCGAUUGGCGGAUUUCGGUGUGAGCGGACAGAUGACGCACACGUUAGGAGCGCGGAGGAAAACGUUCACGGGGACGCCGUUUUGGAUGGCGCCCGAGGUGAUUCAAGGUGGGGAAGGGUACGAUGAGAAGGCGGAUAUUUGGAGCUUGGGCAUUACGUGUUACGAGUUGGCGUUGGGCGCCGCGCCGCACGCGGAUUUACAUCCGAUGCGCGUGUUGUUCGUGAUCCCUAAAAAUGACGCUCCUCGACUGCCAGAUGAUGGGAGAUUUAGCGCAGAUUUUCAAGACUUCGUGGCUAAGUGCUUACAAAAAGAUGCGAAAGCGAGGCCGAGUGCGAGAGAGUUGUUGAACCAUCCAUUCGCGAAACAAUUC